UCAUCUAUAAUCUGUAAAAUAAAAACAGAAACUAACCUCAAAAUUAAGUGACAGUUGAUGUAUACAAACAAAAUAAGCUAAAUCGACUCGUUCAUUGAAAUAAUUAUAUUAGAAUUAAAUAAAAAUGCUUCCUCUAUCUCUACUUCGGACAGCACAGAAUCAUCCAAUGCUCGUCGAGUUAAAAAACGGCGAAACAUACAACGGGCAUUUAGUAAGCUGUGAUAAUUGGAUGAACAUAAAUUUACGAGAAGUAAUAUGUACGUCCAGAGAUGGUGACAAGUUCUGGAGGAUGCCGGAAUGUUACAUACGUGGUAGUACGAUCAAAUAUCUUAGAAUACCAGAUGAAGUUAUCGACAUGGUGAAAGAAGAGACUCAAGUAAAGGCAAGAGGUAGAGGAGAGGUCAAUAAAGGCAGAGGUCAGAAUAUGAGGUCGGGAAGAGGCGGAAGUCGAGGAGCAUUCGGAAACAGAGGCCGUCCCGCGCCUUUGGCUCGUGGAGGCGGGAAUGCUGGUCGACCACAGAAUAAAAAUAAAAAAUAAUGUUUUUAGGCUUUUUUUUUUUCGUUUAAAUUAAAUUAAGUAUUACUAAGGA
Molecule: messenger RNA, 590 nt
Organism: Melitaea cinxia (Glanville fritillary)
Lineage: Eukaryota; Metazoa; Arthropoda; Insecta; Lepidoptera; Nymphalidae
Product: U6 snRNA-associated Sm-like protein LSm4
Exons: 1
Coding region: 125-538 (137 amino acids)
Biological process (GO): P-body assembly; mRNA splicing, via spliceosome; nuclear-transcribed mRNA catabolic process
Cellular component (GO): U6 snRNP; P-body; spliceosomal tri-snRNP complex
Molecular function (GO): U6 snRNA binding
Source: RefSeq, a predicted model, not a curated record